CAACAGGCUUUGAUUCUACAAGGAAUAUUUUAUUAUCUCCACUAGGAAAAAGUUGGGAGGUUUCGUAUCAAUAAUUCUACGGGUACAGCAGUAUCAAUUGGGAUCUGUAUUUCCCUUUCCUCUGUAGCUUCGGUUCAUGCCCUAGCCCUUGCUACAGCAGUCAACAGAGAAGAAGAAUUGAAGACUUUUACUACUCAGUACUAAUGGAGAAACAAAGAGAUAUGGAUUGGUGGGUUUCAAUGCCAAAGAUUGAACUACAUGCCCAUCUCAAUGGUUCUGUCAGAAGCUCCACUCUGCUGGAGCUUGCUAAAGGUUUGGGUGAAAAGGGUACUAUAGUUUUCUCGGAUGUAGAGCAGGCUAUCCUAAAGAGUGAUCGUAGCCUUCGCGAAGUGUUCAAGUUGUUUGACCUGAUCCACUUGGUUACUACGGACCUCCAAACUGUUACAAGAAUUACUAAAGAAGUUGUCGAGGACUUUGCUGCAGAGAAUGUUGUUUACUUGGAGUUAAGAACUACUCCGAAGAAAAAUGAUUUGAAAGGGAUGAGCAAGCAGUCUUAUAUGGAAGCAGUGUUGAAGGGUCUGAGGGAUGUCACUACAGUUGAAGUUGAUCUUGCUCCUCAGGAUUUGGGCAUGGGAAAUCCUGUGAAUUCUGGUGGCAGUGGCAAUUUAUGUAAUGGAACUGCAAGAAAGCAGAAGAUAUAUGUUAGACUUCUUCUCAGCAUUGACCGUCGUGAGACUACUGAUUCUGCAAUGGAAACUGUUAAGCUUGCACUGGAAAUGAGGCAUUUGGGUGUAACCGGUAUCGACCUUUCUGGAAAUCCUAUCGUGGGCGAAUGGGCAACUUUUUUACCAGCUUUACAGUUUGCUAGGGAGGAAGGUCUCUCUAUAACUCUUCAUUGUGGUGAGGUACCUAAUACGGAGGAAAUCCAAUCAAUGCUAGACUUUCUUCCGGGGAGGAUUGGCCAUGCUUGUUGCUUUGGAGAAGAAGAAUGGAGAAAGUUGAAAUCUAGCAAGAUACCGGUUGAGAUAUGCUUGACAUCCAAUAUCUGCACUGAAACAAUCUCUUCCUUUGAUCUUCAUCAUUUUGCUGAUCUGCAUGAAGCAAAUCAUCCAAUAGUCCUGUGCACUGACGAUACAGGGGUAUUUUCUACCAGUCUUUCUCGCGAGUACGCCCUUGCAUCUUCCACGUUCGGUCUUGGAAGAAGUAAUAUGUUUCAGCUUGCCCAGAAUGCCAUUGACUUUGUAUUUGCUGAUGACGUGGUGAAGACGGAACUCAGAGAGAUUUUUUAUUCCGCUGAAACAAAGCUGGAUUUCUGAUAGUUUUUGAGCUGGAUUCUGAUGUUAAAAAGUACCACAACCCCUUCUAGGGUGUAAUCUUAGCUACUUUCCGCCGACCAAUUGGGCAAUCACCAUGACACUGUGUUCAUUGCUUCUGCAAAAAGGGGAAAAAUUCGCUUACUAAUACAUGUUAGAUGGUUCCUUUGAUCAUUAUGCUGAUUGUAUGAGAUUGAGAAAGUUGUAUGUUAGGGGUUUGUCCUGGAGGCAUGAUGUAGGGCAGCAACUUUUUAUCUUCUUUUCUAAAUUAUGUCUGGCUGAAUUCCUCAUUGUUGUCCUAUGGUGAAGCAAAAGUUUUGUGGGACUCUGUCAAUAUUAUGGACUUGAAUUCUAAGGGUCUCUAGGUA
Molecule: messenger RNA, 1681 nt
Organism: Rhododendron vialii
Lineage: Eukaryota; Viridiplantae; Streptophyta; Magnoliopsida; Ericales; Ericaceae
Product: N6-mAMP deaminase
Exons: 11
Coding region: 204-1316 (370 amino acids)
Biological process (GO): adenosine catabolic process; inosine biosynthetic process
Molecular function (GO): adenosine deaminase activity
Source: RefSeq, a predicted model, not a curated record